AUGCCUCUGAUCGUUCUUCACCCCCUGAUCGUUACGCCUCCUGUUCCUUCCGCUCGCUCCCCCCAGGUGACGGACCCGUCAGGGCAGCAGCUGCACUGGCAGCAUGAUGUGGCGGAGGGGCAUUUCGGGUUCACAGCGGACGAGACGGGCGAAUUCUCCGUGUGCUUCUGGCUGCCCCACGAGGGCCACCACGAUGUGGCACAGGGGCAUCUUCCCCUUACAGAAAGGCACAUUACUCUGCAUGCUCGCUCCCGCCGUGUCGUGACAGACCCGUCAGGGCAGCAGCUGCACUGGCAGCACGACGUGGCGGAGGGGCAUUUCGGGUUCACAGCGGACGAGACGGGCGAAUUCUCCGUGUGCUUCUGGCUGCCGCACGAGGGGCACCAUGACGCCAAGCGCACUCACAAGAUCGACAUCACGUGGACCACGGGCAAAUCGCAGAAGAGCGUCAGCCACGGUGCUAAAAAGGAGAGGCUCGAUCACUUUGACCUGGAGCUGCAGAAUCUGGAGGACGCUAUCGACAAGGUGACGCAGGAGAUGAGCUUCUUUCACGAACGGGAGCUGGCAAUGAGGAUGAAGACGGAGGAGACACAUGUGUACGUGGCAUGGCUCAGUGUGGCGUCUCUCCUGGUUUGUGGCACCAUCGCCGCGCUACAGCUCUGGCACCUCAAGCGCUUCUUCGAACGCAAGAAGCUGCUAUGA
Closterium sp. Naga37s-1 is the source of this 702-nucleotide messenger RNA. The record is from the annotation of a GenBank genome assembly. NCBI's taxonomy places the organism in Eukaryota, Viridiplantae, Streptophyta, Zygnematophyceae, Desmidiales, Closteriaceae.